This is a messenger RNA of Mucor velutinosus, 2796 nucleotides long. RefSeq lists its product as uncharacterized. The coding region runs from base 1 to 2796 and encodes 931 amino acids. The transcript is spliced from 3 exons. Lineage: Eukaryota; Fungi; Mucoromycota; Mucoromycetes; Mucorales; Mucoraceae. The record is from RefSeq and is a predicted model, not a curated record.
AUGCUUCGCUCUGCCACUCGUUGGUUAGAACAGGGAGAACGUAGCAACAAGUAUUUCUAUCGUUCGAUCAAGGUGCGAGAGUCUCAACAGACAAUUCAAUCCUUAAAGUGCUCUACUACUGGAGAUAUCUUGGUGGAAGCAGCAGCUAUCAACAGGGAGGCACAAGGUUUUUACCAAAGGCUAUAUACCCCUGAUGCUGUCGAUGCUGAAGCUAUCGAUACUCUCCUGGGGAAUGUUCCAACUGAUUCUAAAAGUCCUGGUCUUGACGGUUUGCCUUUUGAAUUGUAUCAAUAUCUUGCUGGUGUUUCAACUGAUUUUCUUGACUUGCUUGUGGAUGUGUUGGGUGCAGCUUUUUCUGGUGUGUUUCCUCCUUCGUGGCAACAAACUCGUAUGGUCUUAUUGUUCAAGAAGGGUGACCCUCAGUUGUUGGUUAACUGGAGACCUUUGUCCUUAAUUAACAGUGAUGCCAAGUUAUUUACAAAGCUCAUUGCUAAUCGUAUGAACAAAGUGUUGCCAAAGUUAAUCAACCCUUAUCAAACUGGUUUUCUCCCUCAUCGUCUGAUCUCUGACAAUGGCUGGUUAAAUCAGUUGUUGAUGUCUCACUUGCGUGUUGUUGCUCCUGAUUUACCUCAAGUUGCUGUUUUGUUGGAUCAAGAGAAGGCGUAUGAUCGGGUUCAUCCUGAAUAUCUUUGUCGUGUGUUGCUCCGGUUUGGUUUCCUGAUUUCAGUGUCUAUCAAUGGUUGGCUUGGUGCUCCUGUACCUCAAUUGCGAGGUCUUCGUCAAGGUGAUCCUCUCUCUCCAUUGCUAUUCAAUCUGGCAUUUGAGCCUUUGCUUCGUUCUCUCCUUGCUUGUCCUGGUCUUUCUGGUGUUACUCUGUCUCCUGUUGAUAUCCCACGUAAAUGGAAGCCUUUACCGGUCGAAGUUCGUGUGGAUCAUGGUACUGGUGCCCGGAAUUGGACUUUGGACUUUGUUAGUGGCUCUGUUGCUCCUCCUCCUGUCAAGAUUCUGAGCUAUGCGGAUGAUCUUGAGGUGUUUUUGUCUUCGCCAGAAGAGUGGUCUGUGCUGUUGUCUGUUCUUGAUCUGUAUGGCCGAGCAUCUAAUGCGAAAGUCAAUAUCAGCAAGACAGUGUUGGUGUCGUUGUCUGGUGUGUCACACUCUGCUUGGGUUGCUUUGGCUGAUUCUACUGGUCUCCAGUGGCAUGACGCUCACUCUCGUGGUGCAGUACGUUACUUGGGUUAUCCCUUGUAUCAUACUGAAAGUCAACUUCAAGACUAUCUUGAUGGUGUCUUGGUGAAGGUCCAGCGACACAGUAACUUGUUGAAACAAAGGAAUCUCUCCAUUAGGGGAGCAGGACUAGUGGCUAACUCGUUACUGUUGUCAAAGAUAUAUCAUUUGUUGCGUGUUGUUCCUGGUGGUGCUACUACUGCGUCGUGGUUGAAGUCUCUCACUACGGUGGUCCGUGAGUAUCUGAUGUCCUUUCGCCCUGGUGUUGCUUGGUCUACUUUGUGUCUCCCCCGCAAGUUUGGUGGUGUUGGUCUCGUGGAUAUAGCAGAUCAAAGCUUAGCUUUGCAUCUUGUCUAUUUGCAACGUUUGUUGCGUCCACCCUCUCCCAGUGAUUUUGUCUCCUCUUGGUUGGUGUACGCUUUUCAAGUUUACACUGGUCAUAAGUCCAUCUUGCCGUGGUUUUGUUUUCCUGGUCUUUACCAGUCUCGUGUGUCUUCUGUGCCUGCUCUAACACAUCUUGGAAAGCUUCUGUUGAGAUUGCCAAAGCUAGUUCCUUCCUCUGGUUGGUCUGCUAGGUGGUUUCUUGAUCUUCCCUUGUGUUCUGUACUCAGUACUGUGCCUUCUGUUCGUCCUCCUCGUGAUCCAUCAUCUCUUGAUCCUCGUUUCUUGGUGUCGGAUGUCUCUUUCUGGCAACCUGAUCUAGGUAUAGUUGAUGGUGUCACCUCUCAUCUUGCUUGGUCAUCUCGUGUUUUGCGCCCUGUUUUUCUUGCCUUGAACCGUGAUCGUGGUCCUGUCUCUCUGGUAUUCCCGCCUGUCAUGGAUAGUAAGAUAGUCUUGUCUCAAGCAGACUAUUUUGCUAUGCCCCGUUCUGAUGGUGCUACCUCUUGGAUGCCAGAUUGUACACAUUGGACUGUCUCCAACUCGUCUCGUUCUGCUGCUCCGGUUGCUCGUCUCUCUCUUGGUGCUUUGCGAAGGUAUUGGCACCCUGCAAAGGGUACCAUUACCUCUCGUAUGGGUCCUCCCUUGAAGUUGCCUGCCCAUUUGUUGCUGUCUCCUGCUUUGUGGCGUCUUUUCUGGUCCCUGGAAAUGCCUGCAAAGGCUUUCACACCUUGGUGGCGAUUGCUACAUGACCGUGUCCCGCACCGCUCGUGGUGUCAUAAGAUUAUGCCUACAAAAGUUCUGUCUCCUGCUUGUGCUCUUUGUGGUUUUGCUACAGAGGACCUUUACCAUUUCGUGGUGGGUUGCCAUGUCAAGUCAUUUUUCUGGCAGGAUGUAGUCUCUUUGUUGUCACUUCAAGAGCUACUCCCCUCUGCUUCUUCUAUUUGGUUGGCGCUGACUACCUUUUGUAGUGGUUCGGAUUUGUUGGUGAUCGAUGAGGAUGUUCUGAUUGCUCUUGGUGCUGCUUACAGUACACUUUGGAAGUAUCAUUGGCGAUGCGUCAUAGACGAGGAGCCUUGGAUAGCUUCUGCUGCUAUCAACAUGGUCCGUCAAGACCAUAGUACACUCUUUUCUUCUCUUUCUUUGGCAAGUGUUCAAGCUGGCACCUUGGCCUUGCCUGUAAUUACUGUAUAG